Triticum turgidum subsp. durum (durum wheat) is the source of this 702-nucleotide messenger RNA. The record is from the annotation of a GenBank genome assembly. Lineage: Eukaryota; Viridiplantae; Streptophyta; Magnoliopsida; Poales; Poaceae.
AUGCUGUCCGGCGACGUUCCCCCGAACCAGACCGUCUACUUCAGGAACCUCAACGAGAAGGUCAAGAAAGAAGAGCUGAAGAGAUCACUUUAUGCAUUGUGCUCUCAGUAUGGAAGGAUAGUGGAUGUUGUGGCCUUGAAAACUCAUAAACUGAGGGGGCAAGCCUGGGUGGCAUUCAGUGAAAUUACAGCGGCUACCAACGCUUUCCGGGGCCUACAGGACUUCGAUUUUUACGGCAAAAAAAUGCGGGUACAAUAUGCAAAAACAAAGUCUGACUGUUUUGCAAAAGCAGAUGGGUCUUAUGCUCCUAAAGAGAAAAGGAAGAAGCAAGAGGAGAAAGCUGCUGAGAAAAAACGGCGAACUGAAGAUGGGCAACAACCUGGUGCUAGUGCUCCUGUUGCCCCAAGCAAUGGAACUGGUCAUCAACCUUCUCGUUUUGCCAAGCCUCCGCAAGAGCCAGCUGCUCCGCCGAACAACAUCCUCUUCCUCCAGAACAUGCCGGACCAGACCACGAGCAUGAUGCUCCAGAUCCUGUUCCAGCAAUACCCUGGUUUCCGGGAGGUGCGGAUGAUCGAAGCCAAGCCAGGCAUUGCUUUUGUGGAGUACGAGGAUGAGAACCAGUCCAUGGUUGCAAUGGAAGCCCUCCAGGGUUUCAAGAUCAGCCCAGAGAACCCAAUGGCCAUCUCAUACGCCAAAAAGUGA